Molecule: messenger RNA, 5648 nt
Organism: Gadus morhua (Atlantic cod)
Lineage: Eukaryota; Metazoa; Chordata; Actinopteri; Gadiformes; Gadidae
Product: protocadherin-16-like
Exons: 4
Coding region: 599-2626 (675 amino acids)
Biological process (GO): homophilic cell-cell adhesion
Cellular component (GO): plasma membrane
Molecular function (GO): calcium ion binding
Source: RefSeq, a predicted model, not a curated record
UCCAACGCACACACACACGCACACACACCCACCGCCACGGUAGGCUCUGCUGCAGCUCAGCCUUGGCCACUACACCAGAGGAGGUUGGCUGUGCGGUUGGAUGCUGAGUGAGGCGGAGAGAAAGCGUUGGUUGUGAGAGAAAGGACGCCGGGAGUUGCUGCAUGCCUCUUCUUCUGACGGCGCCCCCCUCUCUGCUGCUGCUGCCGCCGGGUGAAGGUUUCGGCGUCUGCCGCGGGAUCCAUGUAUGAACUGUGACCUGUUUACCUGAGAAGGAAGGAUAUAUGCAGAGAUAACCACAAAGCGGCUUGUCAGCGUCUCGUUUGGAGAGAAAUCCGGGGACCCUAAACAGCCGUAUUCUCUUUAUUUUUUAAUUAAUAAUUGUGGAUACUAUGCCGAUGAGAGUCGCUCCGGUUGCAAGAUUCAUUCAAGAUUCCUCCUAGGAGGGCUGUUUUUUUUCUCCGUUUUCAUCGUUCCGGGAGGAUUUGAUAGAGACGAGCCGUUAUUUUGUUGCAUACUGAUAAGGUGUUCCCGGGAAGCAUCGGGAGCCAGCAUUAAGAGCGGUGGAGAGGCUCACAUGAAUGUGUAGCCGGACCCAGCCAUGCCGAUCACAAGCGAAGGGUCCAGAACCAGAGGACGUGGCGGCGGAGCCUCGUCCCACGCACUCCCCAGCCCCGGGCCGCGACCGUCCCGCCCGAUCCUCCUCCCCCACGCCACCGUCCUCCUCCUCCUUCUCCUCCUCCAGGCGGCGUCCCCGGCGACGGCGUUGGAGCUCCAGCUGGACGAGGAGCAGCCCGCCGGGACCAUCGUGGGGGACAUCAGUGCGGGGCUGCCGCCGGGCGUCACGGCCAGCCUCUACUUCAUCUCGGACCACGAGGGCAAGGGCCUGGGCAGCGACCUGAACAUCGACGAGACCACGGGCAUCAUCACCACCGCGCGGCGGCUGGACCGCGAGCAGCGCGACCGCUACAGCUUCAUCGCCGUGACGGUGACGGGCUUCACCGUGGAGGUGUCGGUCACGGUCAACGACAUCAACGACCACGCGCCCACGUUUCCCAAGAAGAGGGCCGUGCUGAAGAUCCCCGAGCAGACGGCGGUGGGGACGCGGUUCUCGCUGGAGCCCGCCACGGACGCCGACCAGGACCAGCUCACGGUGCAGGGCUACGUGAUCAAGGAGGGCAACGUGGGCCAGGCCUUCCGGCUGGAGACCAAGAGGGGAGCGAACAAGGUGCUGUAUCUGGACCUGGUGGUCAACGGGGUUCUGGACCGGGAGAAGCGCGCCGCCUACAGCCUGGUUCUUGAGGGCUUCGACGGAGGCUCGCCCAAGAGGAUCGGCUCCAUGCACCUGGAGGUGACCGUGACGGACAUCAACGACCACGCGCCGGUCUUCAACCAGAGCCGCUACCACGCCAUCAUCUCGGAGAGCCUGCAGCAGGGCAGCACCAUUCUGCAGGUAUUUGCGUCGGACGCAGACGAGGGGGACAACGGCCUGGUGCUGUACGAGAUCAACAGACGGCAGAGUGACCCCAGCCAGUACUUUGUCAUGGACCUCAGGUCAGGGGUCAUCACGCUGAACCGACCCCUGGACUAUGAGCUGAAGAGGGUCCACGAACUGGUGGUCCAGGCCAGAGACAACGCCAGUCACCCAGAGGUGACCAACGCCUUCGUCACCAUCCACGUGCGCGACUACAACGACAACCAGCCCACCAUGACCAUCAUCUUCCUGAGCGAGGACGGCUCGCCGCGCAUCUCGGAGGGCGCCCAGCCCGGCCAGUACGUGGCCCGCAUCUCGGUCACCGACCCGGACUACAGCGAGUACGCCAACGUCAACGUGUCCCUGGAGGGCGGCGACGGCAAGUUCGCCCUCACCACCAAGGACAGCAUCAUCUACCUGAUGUACGUGGACCAGGUGCUGGACCGCGAGGAGCGGGACUCGUACGAGCUCAGGGUGAUGGCCACCGACUCUGGGACCCCACCGCUGAGGGCGGAGUCGUCCUUCACCAUCCAAGUGAUGGACGUCAACGACAACCCGCCGCUGUUUGACCAGCAGACCUACAAGCAGACCAUCCCCGAGGUGGUCUACCCGGGCUCCUUUGUGCUCCAGGUAACCGCCCGGGACAAAGACCAGGGGCCCAAUGGGGACGUCCGCUACAGCCUCCUCAAGGCCAAGGACACCCACUCCCAUUGGUUCUCCAUCGACCCGCUCACGGGCAUCAUAACCACCGCCACCGCCCUCGAUUUCGAGUCCGAGCCGAAGCCAAGCAUGCUGGUCGUCGCUACGGACAACGGCCGCCCGCCGCUGUCGUCCACGGCGACGGUGGACAUCGUGCUGCAGGAUAUCAACGACAACACCCCCGUGUUCUCCAGAAGCUUCUACAACGCCUCCGUCAAGGAGAACACUCCAGCCGGGACCUGCUUCUUAGAGGUAGGAGAACCGUCGAGGAACCCUUUGUUCCUCUUCCCUCCCCCGAUUCCUUUGUCUUUGUCUCCUUCCACUGCUCUCCGCCUCUCUUUAUCGCUCCCUUCCCUGCCUCCUCACUACCGUCUUCACCCUCUUCUCGUGUGUUUGCUAUGGGAACCUGCCAUGUUUCAUUAUCACAGCCAUCAUUCUUCUCGCGAGCAAAGCUAGCCAAAAUAUUAUUGUCCGAGGGGCUGCAGCCAGAAGCGAGUACUCAGUGUCUCUCUGGCUGUCGGUCUCACCUCUGUGUUCGCUCUCGCGCCCUUCACUCACACUCACUCCCUAAGCCCUGCUUUGAUUACUUCUGGCAAGCGUUUGAUUUAUACAGCUACAAACGGGAAUCCGGGAAAAUCAAAGUCAUGUUUGAAAAAGAAAUGGGGUAUGCAGUGUUACAGCGUGGAUGGUGCACUUGAGAAUGUUGACGUCUUUUCAUGGGAUUCUUUAAACAAAGAAGCGUCAUGGCAGCUAUCUGUUGUUUGGGUUGAAAGGGAACAACUUUUGACGAGAAGGGGAGCGACAGAAAGAGAGGCAGAGAGACAGAAUCAGAGGGAAAAGAGUGAAAAACUCCACCUGCAUUCCGGGAAACGGUGUAAGUCAAUUAAGCUUUCCUGGCUUGUCCUUUGGCUCACCUUAAACGGUAACUAUGGUAACCAGCGGCUAGCUAGCAAAGGGUGAAGCCCUCUGACAUUCUCGGCCACACUACUGUAGUAUCUCAGAGCAACUUGACAGUCCCGCUUUUAUCUCGAUGUGUGCCGCCUAUUACAUACUGGGAGGUUCUCUCUUGAGAAAUAUUAAACCUGUGACCGGCGUUGUCUCCUCGCGCGGUCUUCACCGUGCACACUCAACACCAGCUGCUCUCUCCCGCUGUGCUACACCCCCGUGUUUUAAAAAGGUUGGAGAGAGAAAAAAUCUAUUCUUUUCUUUUUAUGGUUCUUAUUGUAUGCAAUCACUUCUCCUGGACCAUCAGGUUCGGCCCCGCAGCAAUAACAUUUUACGGACCCCAAAAAGGCAUAGAAUCCGAGCCACUGGGAUUAGAUAAAUCUAGGAAUUCUUUCUUUGUUGCAGGCUCAGUUAACAUGUAUUUAGAGAGGAGGGGUGGGGGGGGGGGGGGCUUUGUGGAAUCUGGAAUAUGUCAGAAUCAUCUGGCCCGCUCCCAGAAGGAAGACAGGAUCAGGGAAGAGGGAGGGGGAUGGCUGCAGAGGGCUGACAAAAGACCAGGUUCAACUAAGAUGGAUAAGGAGUAAAUCUGUUUUGGUCAGCUCGACCCCAGGAACUGUUUGUUCAAGGACAGGAAUAGGUAUUAUUGCCAUGUAUAUAGUUUCCCUGAUAUCCCAUAGGGCUGUGUAUAUACAUCUGGAAGCCCGUUUGGAAUUCGGCAUUCAGCCAGUGGAAGAACACUCGUUAAAGUUACCUGAAAUGUGGAUGACCUUUGACGUUUACCCUGGGAACAAUUAAUGCACAUUUUGAUGAGUUUUCCAUUCCAUUGUGGGACAUAAACAGUUCUACUAUAAGAAAUGCAAGUGAUUAAUUGAUAGCAGAAGUUUAACCCCCCCCCCCCAAGUUGCUAACUCCCUUGACCUCCGGCCCGGGUCACCAGGGAUUGGAGCCCUAUCCUGAAUACAGGGCUGGGGCAGGGAAAACAGGGCAGGGUGAGACUCCGAGGGCUAGCACAUGCAUACUCUCACAGGGCAUUCAUGGAGCCACGGCCCUGGUUAGUGUCUCCAAUUACCGCUCCUGCACGUCUCUCUUAUGGGAGGAAACCCAAGCACCUGAAGGAAACCUAAUACAGGUUCUGAGUGAGGUAAUCGAACCCAGGUCCCGCUGGAUCCGUACGACACGUGACCAUCACAACGCACGCCACGGAGUUCGAGCCUUUUAACCAGUACUUGACCACUACCUGUCCCCUCAAUUCCUAGAGUUUAAUCAUAAUCUAAUAUAACGUUGGUUGUCGAAUAGAGCUACACCAUCUGCGUCCAUCACGGCCGGUUUAACAGUAGAGGAGAGCGGUCAGUCGGAGAGAGGCCGGCUCUGGCACACGCUCUCUGCUUGGACAGAGUAGUGUUCUCUGGUUCCACCGGGAGGAGCAUUUUGGGAGGAUAACAGUAGUUCAUGUCAAAACAGGUUCUGGGCCAGAGCGGUACGUGCUCCGCUUGACGGGAUUCACACGUGAAGGCUGAUCUGACAUCAUUAAGCUGUUGGAGGCCAUGCAGACCGGGUUGUGCGGUUCCACGAGCCGCUUGCCGACCCUGUGAAGCUUUGCUCGUAGUUCUUCAUCCUACACUUAAAAAUAGUACUUAGCAUUGUUUAGCAUCUUAUCCUAGCUAUCCUUGUCGUAUACUAGGAAUGGGAUAACAAUUGUUAUUGAUUGGCAAUUCGUUCCAUGAACAUCCUUACUGUACCGACAGCCGUACAUUAUUGUUUCUCUUCUUCUGUCAAAUGUCCCUCUUGUAGGUCGCUUUGGAUAAAAGCGUCUGCUAAAUGCCCUAAAGGUAUAUUUAUUUCCCUUUGUUUCCCUGACUUUCUCCCAAUAUUAACCAUGAAGUGUUUGUGCGCAUAGAAUUUUGCUCUACUUUGUUUCACCAAGUCUUUUAUGUUUCAGUUCACGCUGCUUAGUAGAGCCUUGGCUAUAGUCGCACACCCUGAGUAGAGUUCCCACUGAACUUUGAUCAGUUCAGACUUUUUGAUCUAUGACUCCAUUCUUAUCCAUUAUCUGGUUAUUAUGAUCUGGCCAAGGCCCGCCAAGUCGUCGUUACGGCUAUCAGAUCUUCAGAAUUACUCACAAAUUUGGAGCCGGGUCCCUCAUGCUGUUUGGUUUAGGACAGACUUUUUCUAUUUUAUUUUGGAAGGUCCUUUGGCCAGUGGCUUCCAAUCCAAACGACUACGCUCUCUUUCCCCGUCGGCUGAGCAAACGGAAAGCCUUGGCCUUCCCAGCCGACUGACCGGGUAAAACCGGGGGUCAAGGCUUCCGAUCCACAUCUGACGAGAGGCUUUUAAGGAUAGAAAUGAAAGACGUGGUCUGAGGAGUGAAACAGACUCAGGAAACGUGGAGGUAAACGUAAAGAAAUGACCAUGAAGAGAAUUGGGAAUACCAGCUCAUUUCCUGCUGUCUGCAGGAUUUUGAGAAGAAGUGCGUGUGUGUGUGUGUGUGUGUGUGUGUGUAUGUGGGUGUGUGUAUGUGUGUGUGGGUGUGUGC